Myotis daubentonii (Daubenton's bat) is the source of this 1817-nucleotide messenger RNA. RefSeq names its product sulfotransferase family 2A member 1 (gene SULT2A1). The record is from RefSeq and is a predicted model, not a curated record. Lineage: Eukaryota; Metazoa; Chordata; Mammalia; Chiroptera; Vespertilionidae. Gene Ontology annotation, molecular function: sulfotransferase activity.
GCUCCCACCCUUGGCCCUUCCUUGUGUCACAGUCCUGGCUUUAUUUAGUAAACGUGGACAACCACCUGGACUCCUGUCGUGUAAUCUUUCCCGCACGAAGUCAGGAGCCCACACACUACAGCUCCAACCAACUGAGCUCAACACAUUUGUAAUCCACCCACGUUUCUACAUCCCUUGAGCUCUCGUUGUUGCAUUCCUGGUCCUCUCCCAAGAAUUCAAACUCAGAUUACCCAAUAGUGUGCUCCGAAUGACUUCACGGUUGCUCAAUAUCCUCAACCGUGUGGUCAUCUAUUCGUUACGAUAUCUACGUCUCCCUGUCAGCAGGCAGCUCCUCCACACACUGGAGCGGUUAAUGAUUGCUCUGCCUUUACUAUAAAAGGGGACCUGGCGACAGCUGCCACCGCCUCUCACCGCGGGUGGCUACGGCCGGAGCUCUCACAGCAGGUACAGAGAGCUCGCGGUGAUGGCAGACGGGUAUGUGUGGUUUGAAGGGAUCCCUUUCCCUGUGGUGGACUGCACCCCUGAACACCUGAGAGCAAUGCAGGAUUUUGUGUUCAAGGAUGAAGAUGUCUUAACAGUGUCUUUCCCCAAAUCAGGAACGAACUGGUUGGUUGAAAUCCUCUGCCUGAUAUACUCCAAGGGAGACCCCAGGUGGGUCCAAUCUGUGCCUAUCUGGGAACGCUCUCCCUGGGUAGAGAACACGCAUGGGUAUCAGAUCCUAAAGGAUAAGGAAGGCCCACGCCUCAUCACCUCCCAUGUCCCCAUCCACCUCUUCCCCAAGUCUAUCUUCAAGUCCAAGACCAAGGUGAUUUAUCUCAUCCGAAAUCCCAGAGAUAUUCUCGUGUCUGGUUACUUUUUCUGGAUUAUUUCCAAGUUCGUGAAGAGACCAGAGUCCCUGGAACAGUAUUUCGAAUGGUUCACCCAAGGACACGUGGCGUUUGGAUCGUGGUUUGACCACACCCGUGGCUGGAUGUCCUUGAGAGGGCAGGAGAACGUUUUGAUAGUGAGUUACGAAGAGCUAAAACAGGACACAAGAAGUGUUGUACAGAAGAUCUGCUGCUUCCUGGGCAAGAAAUUAGAACCAGAAGAACUGAACUCACUCCUCAAGCAUAGCUCCUUCCAGGUCAUGAAAGAAAACAAGAUGUCCAAUUACACUCUCCUGCGUGGUUGGCUUAUAGAGGAUAAGAAUGGGUCACUUAUGAGAAAAGGCAUUUCUGGAGACUGGAAAAAUCACUUCACAGUGGCCCAAGCUGAAGUCUUCGACAGGAUAUUCCGGGAGAAGAUGGCGGGCCUCCCUCCAGAGCUGUUCCCAUGGGAAUAAUGUUCAACGAUGUCUAGAGCUCACGGAGAUAAAUAUUUGUCCUCCUGCCUGUGUACAUGUGAAUGACUGCUGGCAAUUGCAUAAAACCUGUUACUUCAUCCUGGAGCUUUGAAUCAUCAGAUUUCUGAACUUUGGCGACUUGACUGUUAAAAAUUACUAGGGUAGUCCAGUCAGUGUGGCUCAGUGGUUGAGCGACAACCUAUAAACCAGGAGGUCACCGUUGAUUCCCGGUCAGGGCACAUGCCCAGGUUUUGGGCUCAAUUCCCAGUAGGGGCCGUGCAGGAAGCAGCUGAUCAAUGAUUCUCAUCAUUGAUGUUUCUCUCGCUCCCUCUCCCUUCUGCUCUGAAAUCAAUAAAAAAUAAAACUAAAAAAAUUACCAGGAUACCUAUAAUUCACUGCAUGGCAUCCCAGCUUUUUAAAAAAUAUUUAAUACAUACAGAACACAAAUAUUACCCAAAGCUAUGCCAAAUUUUUUUUUAUAAAAAUAAAAAAUUAA